AUGGCUGCAGCUCUCUCAGCGGCCUGCGUGCCAGCGACCUUCAACGGUCUAGCACUGUUCGGCGCUGAAAUCCUCUCCAUCGACACCAAACCCGUAACCAACUACAGCACAUGGGGCCUGGACAUAGCCCGGUUUACCCAGCCCACGGUCAAGAUCCAGAACGCAACCUUUUGCAAUGUCACGGUAUCCUACACGCACCCGGGCCAGGACGACAACAUCUUUGUCGAGACUUGGCUCCCCAUCGAAAACCCAACCUGGAAUGACCGUCUCCAGGCCGUUGGGGGCGGUGGCUGGCAGGCCGGGCGGUUCUUGCUGUCCUGGGAGACCAUGAAGGGCGCGCUCGGCGACGGCUACGCGACGACGACGACCGAUGCCGGGCUGGGCAGCGCCGCGGACCCGGCCGAGUGGUCAUUGAUUAGUCCCGGCAAUCUUAACUGGUAUAAGCUGAACAACUUUGGGUCCGUGUCGCUCAAUGACCAGGCAAUCAUCAGUAAAGCGCUGAUCAAGAGCUUCUACGGCAAGGGCCCCGACUACUCGUACUGGAACGGCUGUUCCCAGGGAGGCCGACAGGGCAUCAUGCUCGCCCAGCGGUAUCCCGACGCCUACGAUGGCAUUUCUGCCGGAGCGCCCGUCCUCUAUUCGAGCUUCUCAGGGACGGGGUUAUACUGGCCACAGCAGGUGAUGAACGUGCUCAAUGAGUACCCCUACGGGUGCGAGAUGGACGCCAUCACGGCCGCGGCGGUUAGAGACUGCGACGGGCUGGACGGCGUCACCGACGGCAUCAUCUCGGAUAUCGACGGCUGCCUGGCCUCGUUCGACCCCUUCAAGAUGGUCGGCGAGCCCGUCCCGAAGUGCUCCCAAGCCGGCAACCGGACCGUCGAGGUUGGCGUCGCGGCGGCCGUGGUCGUCAACGCUACGUGGCAUGGCAUGGUCAAGCCCAACAGCGGCGCCCCCGUCUGGUAUGGGCUGCCACCCGGGUCGCUCAUCAGCGUCGAGGCCGAUGGCGGGGUCCUUACGGGCGUGGCAGCGACCAACUGCAGCUCUGGGACUUGCGUGGGCAGCCCAAAUCCCAUGACUACCGGCUGGAUAGAGAGGUUUGACGCUCUCGGCGAUCCAAACUUUGACAUCACCAAGAUGUCGUACGCCGACUUUGACGACAUCGUGCACUACACCCGGCAGAUAUACCGUUCGGCCUUUGACACCGACGACCCGGACCUCUCCCGUUUCCGUGACGCCGGCGGCAAGCUGGUCACCUUCCACGGCCUGUGGGACGCCCUCCUCCCGCCCCAAGCCACGCGCAAAUACUACAACGAGGUCUCGGCCACCGUCCCCGACACCCCGACCUUCUUCCGGCACUACGACGUCCCCGGGCUGGGCCACUGCAUCGGGCACGCCAGCGGGCAGCCGACCAGCCUGUUCGAGCAGCUGCGGGCGUGGGUCGAGCGGGGGGAGGCGCCCGGCCAGUCGCCUGUUAAUGUCACAGCCGCGGACGGGGCGACGCACAAUAGGAUUCUGUGUCCGUAUCCGGAGGUGGCGAGGUUGGAUGCCGAGGGGGGGUGUGGUGAUCCGGCGGAUGCGAGGUGUUGGAGGUGUGUUGCUGGUGUUAUCCGCCACAAGUCUGUUCUUUUCGAUGCCGCCCGCCUUGUCGACCGGGUUGCUGAGUAG
Messenger RNA from Chaetomium fimeti, 1665 nucleotides. RefSeq names its product Tannase/feruloyl esterase. The record is from RefSeq and is a predicted model, not a curated record. NCBI's taxonomy places the organism in Eukaryota, Fungi, Ascomycota, Sordariomycetes, Sordariales, Chaetomiaceae. The coding region runs from base 1 to 1665 and encodes 554 amino acids. The transcript has 4 exons.